UCGCAGAGCCAGACCAUUCAAUCCCGGCACAUGAGCAGCCAUCUGUGGAAGUACUACCUUCAGGAUGAUGUCGAUCGCUUUCGGCAUUUACUCGAGACGGCCUCGUACAAUGUCCGUCCACACCAGAACAGGGCCCAGUCCAUGCAGUCCACCGCCGCCGUGAGCUCGAGUCCUGGUACCUUGAGUACUUCGCCUACACUCACCGCAAAGGCACGCAAGCCUUCGACCUUUUCACCACAUGCAGGAAACAUCCCUCCCCUCACCAAGGCAGACAUCAACUGGCGCGAUUCGAAUGGCAUGACCCUACUCCACCAUGCCGCAUCCUCGACAUCCGAGAAUGCUCUCGAAUUCGCCCAAGCUCUUGUUGAGCAUCCUUUGAUCGACCUCUAUCUACAAGACGCCGAGAAUGCAUGGACCGCCCUACAUCGCGCCUUCUACUUUGGUAACAUCACUAUUGCUCGCGCAAUUCUCGAGAGGGAUACCUCAGAUGCUCUUGGUAGAGGAAUAGGAGGAGGUCUGGUCAAGAUCAAGGAUCGCGAAGGACUUGGUCCCUUGGAUCUAUACGCUGCGACAAUCAAGGAUCGCACUUUACGACCUGAAGGACAAAAACGACCCAGAGCUGGGUCCGAUGCCAGUGAAGAGGAAGUCAUCAUGAAUGACGAUGAUGAUCAAGAGGUUAGAACACGAGUCAUUGAAUUUGCGACAAACAUUUCCGGCGACGAAGUCUACACUUUCGGAAGCAACAAGAAUAUCACUCUAGGCUUCGGAGAUGAAGAUGAUCGACAAUACCCGGAGCGCAUAACUCUGAAACGACCUGAUCACUUGCUGCAGCGAUUCUAUCGCGAAUACGUUCGAGAAUAUGAAAAGACGUGGGCCACGUUCGACCCCGUCAUCGCGCAGACAGGCCACUCUGCUUUGCCACGCUCGUUACCCGUGGAGUCAAUGCCUUGGGCUGUCAAAAACCGCCCUUUGAUCAUCCAGGACGUCUUCAUGUCUAAGCUUUCAACAGCAGUCUUGACUACCGACCCAGAGUCAAAUUUGUACAUGUGCGGUCACGGGCCUGGAGGUCGUCUAGGUGUUGGAGAUGAACAGUCGCGUUUCAGAUUUGUCUGCAUUGAGGGUGGUGCUUUGUCGCGCAAGAAGAUUGCCACCGUCGCACUUGGUCAGAACCACACCAUGGCCGUUGAUGACCGAGGUGAGGUCUUCUCAUGGGGUAGCAACAGCUACGGUCAACUCGGAUACAGUCUACCUAAGACUGGCCUCAAGGACGAAGAUCCAGUGAGCUGCGUACCAGCGCAGAUCUUCGGUCCCCUCAAGCGUGAAAUCGUGAUUGGUGUCGCCGCAUCCCGCAUCCACUCAGUUGCGUACACUUCCACAUCCCUGUACACUUUUGGCAAAAAUGAGGGUCAGCUUGGCAUUGUCGAUUCUGAUGCUCGUUCUCUAGAGUAUCAAAUCACGCCUCGCAAGGUUGCGGCUUCUCGCUUCGCUGCACCAAUUGUCUCAGUCGCUGCCAUCGACCGUGCUACUGUCUGUCUUCUGGAGAAUCACGAUGUGUGGGUCUUCGCGAACUAUGGUUAUGCGAAGAUACAAUUCCCUCUUGACGGCUCAAGCAGUUUCUUGAAGGACAGCUUCCGCGUCACUCGAUAUGAUGAUACUGUCAACCACAUCUGCAAGAUCACGGCAGGUGGUGAUACCAUUUGUGCCAUGUCAAGCAGCGGUGAGGUCUAUACCUUAUCUGUCAGUCAACGUCAAGACCAGGCCAAUGCCUCCACAACCAACCCGACAAAGAUCAGAGGAGCAUUAUCUGCGCCACAAGAGAUUUGGUCACUGAAGAAGAACAACAUGGCCGCUCGUGAUGUUGGUGUAGAUGCAGAUGGCUCCAUCAUUCUGACCACCGAAGAAGGAAGUGUCUGGAAACGAUCAAGAAGAACAAAAAUCAAGGACGGAAAGUCUCUGGAAGCCGUCCAGUACAAGCCAAAGGAUUACAAGUUCUCUCGUAUUGCUGGUCUUUCUCGCGUUACAGCAGUUAGAUCUUCUGCAUACGGUGCCUACGCUGCUGUUCGAAGAGAUUGCGAUGUUACCAAGACUCAAACACUGGUUCAAGAACAGACUAUCUGGAAAGACCUGUUCCCACUUCUUUGUUUCAACGAUCUCGUCGUUUAUGAAGAUGUUCAUGAUAGUGAGAGUGAGGAGCCACAACCUCGUUUCUGGCAGGGUCGUAAGAAGCCUGAUGAAGUACAGCUUCUUCGCAAGGGUUUACUCCAGUCGAAGGAUAUCGAAAAGGAUCUUGAAGAGCAUUUGCGCCAGGCGUCAAACGACAACUUCAGCGAGUUUGAUGCCAUCAUCGCAUCCAACGUGUCUGAACUUCGCUUCCCUGCUCACCAGUUUGUUCUCGCGGGACGAAGCAGGAUACUCAGAGCAGGCUUCCAGGCUGUCAGAGAUGGUGGCGACUUUACCGUUCCUGACCUUCUCAUCUGUGAGCGUGAUUCCCUUGGUCGACCUGUCAUGAUCUUCCAAGGACUUGAUGUACUCACUUUGGUCGAUUUCCUUCUUUACUGCUACACCGAUACUAUUGUCGACUUUUGGCAUCACACUCGAGGAUCUCCCUUGGCAUUCCGAUACCGACAAGUUCGUACUGAGCUGAUGAAGAUUGCUGCCAAACUUGAACUUCUCAAAUUGGAGCCAGCAGUCAGGCAAAUGAUCGAACCCGAGCGCUGUAUGCCUAUGGACCUUGAGAUUGCCGCCAGAGAUCAGGAUUACUUCGCUAAUGGCGAUAUUCGAGUUCAGUUGAGCGAUGGCGAUGUACUGGUUCAUGGGCCUAUGGUCUGUCAGAGAUGUCCCUUCUUUGAAGGUAUGUUCAUGGGACGUGCUGGUGGUCGUUGGCUUGAAGCAAGACGUGGCCUCUUGCAGAAUGCUUCCGAUGCUGUGGAUGUCGACCUUCAGCAUAUCGAGUCUAAUAUCUUCCGCAUGGUCCUCCGCCACAUCUACGCGGACACUGGCGAAGAGCUCUUCGAUGACAUCGUGAGCAAUGAUCUUGAUGAGUUCCUCGAUGUUGUCAUGGAAGUCAUGGCUGUUGCAAACGAACUUAUGCUGGACCGUCUUUCUCAGGUCUGUCAAAGAGUUGUUGGCCAACACGUCACCACUCGCAACGUUUGUGGUCUGCUCAACGCCAUCGCUCCCAGCUCUGUCACUGAAUUUAAAGAUGCCAGUCUCGAGUAUCUGUGUUUGAGUUUGGAGGCCAUGCUUCAAGGUGGUCUGCUGGAUGAGCUCGAUGAGGAUCUACUCCUCGAGCUGGACGACAUUGUUCGUGCCAAUCAACUUGCUCUUAUGCCCUUCGCUAAGAGUGGUCGUGCUGAGGCUCUUCUACAUGAGCGACACCCAGAGCUUGCCGCUCUCAUUGAUCGCGAUCGCCAAGUCAAGCUUGAUUCGAUCAUGCUACAUGCCAAACACCAAGAUCUCGAUGGAUGGGGUCCAAACUCUUUCAGAGGCGGUAGCUUGGAUGAUGGUGCAUACGGAAAACAGAAGGCUCGAAGGAAGUCUAAGGAUGCCCAAUCAUCCGCCGUUGACUCUACACCUAGAACGAGAGCCGCUGUACCGUCUUUGGGCACGAGCCUCGAAGAGAGCUCACCACUUGAUCUUCGUGGCGCUCCUUCAAGGAAUGCCGAGACCGAGUUCGAGAGGACAUUACGUAGAGACACCGCGGUCGGGACUCCCACAGAUUCCUGGCUCGACUCUAGAGGAAAACCAAUUACACCUAAUGAUGCCACACCCAAGCAAGGUGGUCUCACCCCCGCCAUGACACCUGCAACUCCUGGAAGCUCUUCAAGUGUCCCUUGGGCGGCUACUCCUUCACCUGGCGCGAAGCUGGAGAUGAAGGAUAUCAUGGCACAAGCAUCUUCGAGUCGCGUAUCUAACCUUUCAUUGGGUAUAGCGGCAAGCAGACAAAAGGCAUCUGAGGAUGCUUCGGCAGCCAGAUCAGCAGCGAAAAUAUCGCAGAAAGAGCGCAAGAGAAUGCAACAAGCCCAGCAAUCAGCGGCUGCCGAGAUUGAGGAGAAGAUCGCAGCAAAAGCAGCCUCACCAUGGCAGGUCGUUUCUGGUCAGAAGAUACCCUCUCUUAAGGAUGUUAUUGGUGACAAGCCACUUUCACCCAGUCCAUCGAGCAGACCUCAACCCACAGCUCGUACGAGCACUACCCCUCAAUUGACCAUGCGGCAAACAAUUGCCAACCCGAAGCCCACACCCAAGCCUGCCGCUGCUGUUGCUGCUUCACCUAAGAGCUUAGGUCCUGGUUCGCCCAUCACAUCUGACCUCUCAUCCCAAUCCUUCCCUUCUAUCCAAUCCAUUGUACACAACCCUCGUGCCGCAGAACCUGCUCUGCAGCUGUCCUUGCAAGAGAUCCUGGAACAGCAGCAAUACGAGAAAGAUAUCAUCAAAGAAGCAGCAGCGGCAAGAAGUCUGCAGGAGAUUCAAGCGGAGCAGGAGUUCCAAGAGUGGUGGGACAAGGAAGCCGCCAGAAUGAAGGAAGACGAGGAGUUUGCGAGAUUGAUUGCUGAAGGUAAAACACCUGAUCAAGCUGGCGGUGCCAAGAAAAAGGGAAAUAGGAGGGGUGGUGGAAAGCAGAAUGGCCAUGCUUACCAACAACAUGACAAGAAGAAGGAGGGCAUUGCAGCUGGGCAGGUUACACCGCAAGGGCAAGGGCAGUCAUCCAGACCCAGAGGAGGAGGAAGGAACAGAGGCGGUGGUCGAGGUGCCGCUGCUCCUGCCCCAACCCCAACUCCCACUGCUGGAAGUAAAGCUUGA
Messenger RNA from Aureobasidium melanogenum CBS 110374, 4800 nucleotides. RefSeq lists its product as uncharacterized. The transcript is spliced from 2 exons. Gene Ontology annotation, molecular function: protein binding. The annotation marks the transcript as partial. Lineage: Eukaryota; Fungi; Ascomycota; Dothideomycetes; Dothideales; Saccotheciaceae. The record is from RefSeq and is a predicted model, not a curated record.